Molecule: messenger RNA, 10983 nt
Organism: Cydia pomonella (codling moth)
Lineage: Eukaryota; Metazoa; Arthropoda; Insecta; Lepidoptera; Tortricidae
Gene: ed
Product: hemicentin-2-like
Exons: 12
Coding region: 322-4005 (1227 amino acids)
Biological process (GO): cell-cell adhesion
Cellular component (GO): cell-cell junction
Molecular function (GO): cell adhesion molecule binding
Source: RefSeq, a predicted model, not a curated record
AGGUUUGUCAGCCUUGAGCCAGCCGCCGCUCGCGAGUGACGUGCGCUCUGUUGCUACGUUGCUAAAAUUUCGCGCUAAACUGUUUACAUACGGAAUUUGAAAAUGAGAUAGCGUAUUCUCAAAAGUGCAGUGUUGAGAAAAAAAAAGGUUUAGUGACUCGAAUUUGGAAUAAAGUGUUGAAUUAAAGUGCUAACGGGUUCUUAGUGUUGUGUGCUAACAGUUAAGUUGAAGUUAAGUAAAAACAAAAGUGUUGAAGCAAGAUGGGUGCAUAGGAUUUGUUUAAGAAGUGUUAAUCAUUGUUUAGAAAGUUGCCGCAGCGCCAUGGGGACCAGCAGAAUGCUUUCACCGUUUACUCUGUUCCUGUUAUGUGCAGCGGUCACUUGGGCGGGCGCCGAAGAUGAAAGCCACGACGCGCGCGAAGGCGAUGAUGUGACACUCCGUUGUCGCUUCAACUUCGAGCCUCUUGCUGGAGAAUCACCCACGUACUACUGGGUGCGAAGCACCGCUAGCGGACACGACAAUGUCGCUAUCAAGGACACGCCGCUCGAGACCAACUACCAAAUCACGUUCGCGCCGGCUGAGGGGCGUUACGACCUGUCCGUGUCAAACGUGUCGUACGAACGGGAUAAUGGACGCUUCGAGUGCCGGGUGAAGGCGGGGGGGUCGGGGCGCACGCUGCACUCGCAGGCGCACGCUCUGGUCGUGCUCACGCACCCUCGUGCGCCUCUGCUCUCGCCUGGCGCGCACGCUAAUGCGCAAGAGGGAAGGGAGAUCAAGCUCGCGUGCUCGAGCUCGGGAGGGUCGCCGGAACCUGUUGUCAAAUGGUACCGCGACGGUUCAACCUACCCGCUUGAAGCCAACAUGACGCACGCGCGCACACGCGCCGAGCCUACCAUAGCAACUUUAACACUCACACCAACAAGAGACGACGACGAUGCUGUCUUCCGUUGUGUAGUCUGGAACCGCGCUAUGCCGGAGGGACAGCAGCUAGAUGCAACUAUUCAGCUUAGUGUGAACUAUUUCCCUCGAGUCGAGGUCGGCCCAGAAAAUCCGCUGCGAGUAGAACUCGACGGCAGCGCUACCAUGGAGUGCAAAGUUGAUGCCAAACCCAAAGUAAACUCCGUAACCUGGAUGAGGAACGGCAAAUUUAUAUCCAACUCCUUCACACACACCAUCCAGGGCGUGACCGUGCAGGAUGCAGGCAAAUACUCCUGCUCCGCUGACAACGGGCUGGGGCGCUCCGGCGAACGAGAGAUCUUCGUCGAUGUCCUAUACCCACCAACUGUUACUGUCGAGUCCAAAACCUUUGAGGCUGAAGAGGGCGGCACCGUCAAGAUCCACUGCGAAGUGUCCGCCAACCCCGAACCCAUAUCGAUAGAAUGGACCAUGGAAGGCAAACCUGACUUCAAACAGGACGGCAACGAUUUACUGCUGACGCGCGUGAACGCCGACAUGGCCGGCACGUAUGUGUGCCGCGCCAUCAACGUCAUCUCCGCGACCAAUGGGAAGCGAGUCGAGCGCGCCAGCAGCGCGUCUGUAGCUGUUCUAGUCAGACACAAGCCUGGCCCGGCGCGCGUCAGCCCCGACCGACCAGUAGCACAGGAGGGCGCCGGUGUCACCCUCACUUGCACAGCGCGUCCGCCCGGCUGGCCGGCUCCACAGUACCGCUGGUUCCGCGAUAUCGACUCGGCCGAUGCUAAACCGCAAGUUCUCGCAACGGGCAACAAAUACACCAUCCCGAGCGCCCAUCUCGGUAGCGAAGGCGUCUACCACUGCCAGGCCACCAACGAGCUCGGCCACGGCGACCUCGCCUCGGUCACUCUCGAAGUCCACCAGCCCCCCAGAUUCCAAGCCAAACUCCAGCCCCACAUGACCAAGCCCUCCGGCGAACAAGACUUCUCCGUAACUUGCAGCGCGCUCGGCAAACCCCGCCCGAACGUCAAGUGGUACAAAGACAACUCCGAGAUUAAACUCGACGGGAACUUGUACGAAGUCAAAACUGAUAUCACAGAGGGCAGAAACUCUGUUUACAACGUGCAGAGUACGCUGAGAUUCUACGGAAAGGCGCGACCGAGCACUAACGAUCUACUGCCGGAGGAUAGAGGGAUAUAUUCGUGUACGUUCGAGAAUGAAGUCAAGAAAGUCGAGUCCACUAUGCAUCUCAGGAUAGAACAUGAACCUAUACCGAUCAAGCAACAGAAAAAAGUAGCAUACGACGUGAAGGAAGUCGCCGAAAUCUCAUGCCGAGUGCAAGCGUACCCCAAACCAGAAUUCCAGUGGUUCUACGGCUCAAACACGGCCCCACUACAAAUGUCUUCCGACGGACAUUACGAAAUAAACACUAGUACAGAUAACAACGAUUCCUACUUCAGCGUUCUGAAGAUAAGAAAUGUAAAACCACAGGACUAUGGGGAUUAUUACUGCAACGUUAAAAACUCGCUUGGGAGCGUGCGACCACAAAUAAAACUACAACCGAAAGGCGCACCCGAAACGCCUAAAGCGCUCACGAGUAAAAAAAUCGGCCCUAGUUACGUGACUCUUCAAUGGGAGGCUGGAUUCGACGGGGGUCUGUCAAGUACCAAAUACUUCGUGAGAUACAGGCGCGUGGGAGCCCCGGGCGCUCCGGGGGCGGCGGACUGCGUGGCCGAGCGCACGGCGGCGCAGGACUGGAUGGAGUAUGACUGCGGGCGUUCCAACCCAUGCAAUGUGACCCGGUUGGAUCAGCACAACUCUUACUCUUUCAAGGUGAAAGCCGUAAACACGAAGGGACAGAGCAACUACUCCAACGAGCUGACAGUCACAACCAAGGUUGACAAGAUACCCGCGCCAGAGCAGGUCACGUACGAGCCGAGCUCCAGGACCGUGGCGUUCAGCGUCGGGCCCACUUGCUUACCGCUGGUGGGCGUCGCGGAGGCUAUGCAGCCUAACCAUCAUUGGCAGGUCCUGGACACAGUACCCCUCCGUCUGUCCGGCGCCGCGUCCACGGCGCAAGAGGCCGUCCUGGAGUCCCCCGCCCCGCGCGGGCCGCGGCCCGACGACCCCAACCCUCGCCUGCGGCUCAAGCUGUGUCUCCAGGUCAACCAGGAGGUCUGCAGCGAUUACACUGAGGCUGACAUCGGCCCACCCUACAUAAAAGAAGCCUCAUCAUUCAGCACAGCGACCCUCGUCGCCAUCCUCAUCUCCUGCUUAGUCUUCCUACUCUUCCUAAGUCUACUCUUCGUGUUCUGCCGUUGCAAACGCAACGAGAACAAGAAAGAGACCGCCAAAGACUAUGAAAUGGAUUCCAUGAGACCGGCAAUGGUGACGCCUCAGAACCAGGCGCCUCCGCCCUACUACCCUAGCUCCGGGAUGGAGAAUAAAGCUCUAGAACAUUCUAUGGAGCUAGCACUAGCUAUGGAGGAUUCUAAGAGCGCUGUUUACGCGUCGCAGAGUGGCUAUGGUUAUCACUUGGCGCCGCAUCAGACGAUGCCGCAUGGGCAGCUGCAGCCGCAGUCGCACCCGCAGAAUAUGACCAAUACUGACUGGGUGAACAUGGGCUACAUAGAGAACAGCUACACGAACAGCAACAACGGAGGCAGCGUCAAUUCGCAGGACUCGUUGUGGCAGAUGAAGAUGGCAGCCGCCAACGGCGCCAUGCCCUCACACCCGCCACACCAGGUGCUCGACCGCCAGAGCCACUACGGCUACGACGCGCACGGCUACGGCGCCAUGGACGACUACGCGCCCUACCCGCUGCCCGCGCCGAGCGCCGACUGCCUGCGCUCGCAGAACCCGAGCCGCCAGGAGUACUGCUCCGACCCGUACGCGCAGGUGCACAAGCCGAAGAAACAACAGCAUAUAGAAUCCCCAUACCACGAGGUGAGCGGGCUCCCGGAGUCGUACGGCGGCUCGGCGGGCGGCGAGGACAAGCCGCAGCUGUCGCUCGGCUACGACGAGUCGCUCGAGUCCGGCUACUCCACGCCCAACUCGCGCGCGCGCCGCGUCAUCCGCGAGAUCAUCGUGUAGCCCGGGCCCGGGCCGCCGUAAGUCUAGCAUUCACGGUCUUACUAUUGAGCGCUUGACAAAGCUGCCUUUGUAUGGCAAAAUUGGUCAUUGUUAAACCUUUUUAAGGAAUAAGCUCUGUUUUUAUGUAUCGGAUAUUAAAAUUACUGUUCUAUUAACCAAUCUAGUAACAAAUUUAUCAGUUUUUGUACUAAAAUUACAGUUAGAUUCGCCAAUAGAACGGUCCUGUUAAUAUCUAGGAUACGAUAACAAUGUAAUCACUUGUGUCUUUGUGUGAACGCUGGGCUUCACACAGGCGAUUCUCUGAAUUAGGCUAGCCAGCACUAGCGUGAAACUUUGUCCGCGACUAAGUUGCAAGACGAAUAUUUGUUUGACUCUGGAGCUACGUAAACAAAUCGUGGGUUGAUGUGAACUUAAUUCGCAAUUUAACUGCCGUCCAAGCCCGCUGCCCCACAGUUGUGUCACGAAUCCUUUAGUAGUAUCAGAUUUUUUAUUCUCAAGCUUUAUAAAUGUAGUGUCAAUAUGCCCAAUUGUGAUUUAUGUCAAUUGUGAUAAGACGCCACUUAUGGCGAUCGCUUGUUGUGAAUUCAAUACAAAUUUAUUAUCAAAAUCUAUUCUGAGCGAAUGAAUACGUACAAUCGAACAGUUUUACAGGUAUUUCGGAUCGGAGGCAAUUUCUGUUCGUGAUUGACGUAAUUCAUCCCACAAAGCAAGCCGUAACUCGCAACAAAUGUAUGUUUCUGUAUUACUAUCAAACGAGACUGAUAAGCCAUAUGAAAUAGGUAUUUCACCAGAGCGUGGAAUGGUUGCAGUCGAAAGUUUACUAUUAAAGUUGCAAUAUUAAUCGAAACGUAUUUACGAUUUUUAAAUUGCAAUAUCUACUUCGCGCGUCCAAAUCUGGCGAAUUCACCGCUAGUGUGUCAUUCGCGCACUAGGAAAGGAUCGCUAACUGAUUGGCUGAUUGCAUGCAUUUCGUACUUGGUGAUUAUUAUGUCAGCGAUCGUGCAGUACGUUCGUUUUCAUGAUCAAAUUUGUGCGUUCGGCAGAUUUGGACACACCUUAAGAUAUGUUCGUGCUUGUUCAAUUUUGAAAAUGUCGCCGCACCGGGAUUAAUUCCAACUGUCAGCCAUUCCAACUCAUCCUCGGGUGGGUACCCGUGAGAACACGCUCGUUCAUUAUUAAUACGUAAUUAAGCGUUGGUCACAUCAUAAACAAUGUUAAUCCUGUGAAUAAUUAAAAGGCUCAGUCGUAUGUAUUAGACAUCACUUGAACGGAGGUUGUACUUUUACCUUCUUUUAUCGUAGUAUCUAAAUUACAGAUGUAUAUUUCCCGUUGAUAUCUUCAAGUUUUAGAAGAUGACGGAGCUGAUAUUAUAGGUAUAAUUUAGUUGGUAAGUUGUUAAUGUUAUGAUCAGAGUAAGUGGGCUAGUUAGUGUAGUUUCAGGUCUACGUCGCGUUGGUCGCUCGAAACCGUAAACCUUACUUUUUUUUAUUUGGACAUUAUAUGUAAAUUAUUCAUAGAACCUUGAGUUCUGUUGACGCAAAUUGAAGAAAAAAAAGUGCAGACAAUUUACGUAGGUAUAAUUUUAAUUAUAAUUAAUCAAAAGUGGGGGGUAUGGAUUAUAACUGAGCGGCCCACGCCCGACUGUCAGGACCAUAGUUAAGAAAUAUAUCUUAAGAUUGCGUUAAUGAGCUUACUAUUGAAUUUAUAAGACGUCAGUCUCGACGUCACGUGACGCACGAGGUGGAAGACUGUCAUAGCUGUAACGAUAGAUAGGUUUUCCAAUUAUUUGUCUCAUUUCCGUCUAAGAUCUUGGUAGGAUAUGUCGGUCUAAUUUUGUGUAAAGUCAUAUUUCCACAUGUGUAAAUAGAAUGCGUAAUUAUAAGUCUUCUUGUCAAUCUCUAUUGAGGCAGCUGUAUUUUAAGUAUUUUUACUGGAUUUUAUUAUCGUCAAUGUUCAUUUUUUGCUUGUUUGAAUCAAAAACUAUUCUACUUUCUGAUAUACUAAUAACAUUUUGGUGUAUAAAUAAUAUCUUUUAACAUUUAUUAACUUAGUCAUUUAAUUUAAAUACUCUUGAUUGAUCUUGAGUGCCAUCUUAUUUUUCUCGAGGUAGCGAACUCAAAACUACCUGCGACGGUAAAAAUGAUAUUAUAUUUAUAUAAUUAUAGUUUGUACUCAAGAAACUGCCACGAACGUAAUAUUAAAAUGUGCACUAUUUUUGUCUCAACCAAUUUUCACGUAGUUAAAUUAAAUUCUAGAAUGUUACUGCCGCUUCAGACGUAUGUAAGGAAAUUGAUCUCAUGUUCACCCGCAAUCAUUAUUGCAACUUUUAAACGAAAGCACUAACUCACUUGCGCUUGUCAAAUACGUUAAUAUUAUGCAAUGAGUUCCAAGUUAUGUUUAAAACAGUACUUUAACUUUUUAAAUCUGAAAGUCCAAUUAUGAAGUGAAUUAAGCAGCGACGCUCGCAAGUUCGUGCUAUGAAAAGCUGGAGUUGCUGGCAAAGUUUGAACUGGCCUGCGGCCGCUGCAUGCCUCUGGAAUUUUAUGUUUUGCACUUAGGUACAUUGCCCGAUUCAUGCAAAUGAGCUAAUUGCAAAAUUUUGUAUUUUUGCCUAUUUCUUGCUCAGAAUAAUUAAUAUUUUCGAACUUGAUAAUACCGGGUGAUUUUGGGGUCGUUAAGAUGGGUCAUGCUGAACAUGAUUUCCCAUGGGACCUUCUACUUUAAUACCAUUACAUAUUUUUUUCUCGAUUUUGUGGCUAGUCCCAAUGGGAUUUUUGUUUAGUAUGACCAUCUUAAUACAUUUUUGUUAAGGAUCACGACCCCAUAAUCACCCAGUAUACGAAAAACUUGGACGGAACGAUUCUGAGCAAGAAUAUACCAAGAGGAAAGUUUAAACACAUAUAAUAUGGAAAUAUUUCUAAAGGGCUCACUAUAACUCUCCCAAGUCAACUAGACAACUUCCACGGGACAGUUAUUUAAGACAUCUUAGACAUGUCCGUCAGUGUGAAAAUAACUAUAUUUCGUAAGCGUACCAUCGCAUAACGCAUAAUUGUCUGAUUGGUUUGAGCGACUUAUAAAAUAAGCCUUCAAAACACAAAUUCAUUAUAAUGUGCACAAAUUUCACGCUAUUAAACUGCUCAUUAGCCAUCGCACGACCAUUGACACGAGCACUUAAUUAAUUUGUACAUUACAGAUUGAUUCGAUACAUACUCUGUAAAAUUGAUGCUCAUUAUUACUUAGUACAAAUAUAAAGCACAAUUUGAUGAUUUCAUUAUUGUGUUACCUCUGUCCAAAUAUGUGCCAAAAAGAGCAUUCUCAUUAAAGGACUGAGCACAUAGCCGGGACAUAUACAUUAUAAUAUGUAUAUGUUAUUCAGCAACGCUUCUAGGGACUAGAAUUCAACCAUAUAGCAAUAUAUGACCAUCCAUGGAUAAAUGCGCGCCUAAGAUGUGUAGAAUAAGAGAUACUUUGUGACUAACUCAUCGAACUAUGGUGUUUGUGGCAGGGAUCGGAAACCGGUAUUUUUUGUAUGGGAACGAAAACGGUAUUUUUUCGUUCUUUGUUAAUUACUUCAAUUCUAAUUAGGCAAUCUAAUAAUACGAAGUCGUUAUCUGAAAACACAACUGAGUCCUACAUUUAGAGUAUAAAAUAAACCGAAAUAUAUGGUUAUUUCGAUGUUUUUGCAAAAAACCGGUUCCGAUCCCUGGUUUGUGGGCCUACCGCGAAAACCGAAACUAACAAAUUGCGGGAUCUCUUUUCUCCAAUGAAGGCGUAAUUAGACAGAAAGAUGCCCGCAAUUUGCGAACUUCAAUUUUCGCGAUUAUAGCCCUGGUAUAAUAUAACAAGUGUUUAGCCCAAACACACCAAAUAGCACAUCCCGCCGGCUGUGUGAUCACUCCUUUAAUCGAAAGCGUUGUCCAGGGUGAGCGACAGAACGCGACAAGAUCGCCGCGAUGCCAUGCGACGCGGUUUUGUGCCCAUCCCGACGCAAAACUGCAUGUUUUGUAUCGUAACGGGUCACUCGUAAUUGGGCCAUUUUUUGGUUGUGGCCGUGUUUGGAAAGUCUUGCUAAGGACGCCAACGACUACAGCCGACGGCUUCGCCAAUGCAAUAGGGACUUACGCAGGAGUCCGUAAAGUUCAAUAUCGCUUAAAUAAUCGCGAUCGCCUAGCGUCCCGGCCAGGGCCACGGUAUAUUCCUUCGCCGUCUGGCGUUCAAAAGGCUAAACACACUUUUUUCUCAUAGAAAAAUCAAGAACUCUUGAUUCUGUGUAGAAAAAACAUAAAUAAUCCCAAAUUAGAAAAAUAAUAAACAACAUUAAAUAAAAUGGACCACUUCUGGAUAUCAUUUUAUUCUUUAAUAUUUUCAUAUUGCACACUUUGCACAAAGUUGUCGCUGACUUUGGACAACGCGCAACCCAUCGUAAUAUUCUUAGUUCAACCCAUGCCUCCUAGAGAUCAUUUGUUUAAUACUUCACAUCAUUAAAUAUUAGAAAUGGGCCCACCUUAAAUGUAAUGUGAAAUAAAGUAUAUUUUUAUUGAAAUUAUUAGCUAGUUAUAAGUUAUAACGACUCUAAACCGUUAACUUCGUCUAUUCACCCACACGAAUGCUUUGUAUGAGGAUACAAUCAAUUUAUAACACAAUUUACAACUCGGCCAUCCUGACAAAGGCAGAGUCCUUCAGCAUACUACACCAAAAUAAUAUUUAAUUCUCAUGAAGCUGGACAGCAAGCUGAUCUACCUAAUACUCACCAGAAGUAUUUUAGAAAAUAAUAGUAAACUUAUCUUCAUAAUGGAACGAGAAUUAAGUGAACUUAAUAGAUUGGUUCGUGCAGUGUUUAAAUUGGCAACUGGCACUGAGAAAUUAUUUCAAGUCAAGAUAUUCUUUGUUAAAACCAGUACCUAAAGUUCUUUAAACUAAUAUCGUUAUUCAUAAACUUCAGUCAAGUCUACCAAACUGUUGAUAAUCGUAUGUCCCUGUCAUUUUGACAUUUGUGUUUAUUAGCGCGAUAAAAUUUAACAGAAGUUUGCUAAUAAUGUUUAAUUUGUCUGUUAAGCGUAAGCUAGAAUUAAUUAAUAUCUUACGGCUGGAUUGAAGUUAGUUCAUAAGUUUGUAAAGCCCGUUUGGGCCCCGGCCUACUUCGGAGACGAGACGGUCGACCCACGGACGUCUGACGUUGUGUCAAAUUUAGGAACAGAAUAUCGGUAUUAUGUUUCAUUUUUAAUUAUUUUAUUGUUAUUUUUUUUGCUUUUAAAAGGAUAAUCUGCAUUAUUACUCGACGUAAUUGAUGUUGAAUACAUUUAAUACAUCGCUAUUUUGGAAAAAAUACUGAUUAUUAUAUAAAUAUGUAACACAAGGUACCAGUGAGAUAUCACUAUUAAACUACAUUCCUGUAAACAUGUGUGCAAGGCAGUUUUCACCAACUUUUUUAAAGUGAUUGAUAUAUUUCAUAGCUCCUAAGUACAUAUUGUGAAUUUUUAGAAAUGCCAAGUUUGUCGUUAUUCAGAGUAUAUUUCUAAUUCCAACCCUCAGUGAAACAGCCAUCAGCGUGGGCAUUUCUUUCUUAUAAAAUCUAAUUUAAAUGUCACUGGGAUUAUUUGUCUGUGUAGAGCUCCCCAAAAUUGCUAUUUGGAGAUAUGCCGCUGUGACAGCUUUAUUGAUUAUUCUCGCCGAAUAUCAUAACAAGAUGAAAUCAAAAAUAAACCAGCGAAAUUCUUUUUUUGAAUGAAUCUUUUUUUUUUGACGUGCAGAUUUUAUGCGAGACCUUAAAGUGGCAACAAUAUUUUUUACAUACUAGCGCCACCUUCUUUACCUACUUUAACAAAUCAUUGAAUAGGUAAUCAAACAAAAAAAACAUGAACUCUAUCUUAAAACAGAAAAAAAUAUGUAUAAAUCGCAAAUGCAAAUCAUAUUCUAAAAAAAAAAGCAAUGAAAUUUUCAACUAGACAUAAUAUAAACUAGACGUAAUGAUGAACUUAAUAUUAAUACACAUAUCUUGCCACAAUAAUAUUUAUUUGUGUAUUCCACACAAAACAAAUCAUGUUUACUAUAUCAAUUAUUCAUUUAUCACAGAGUACAUUAAUACUUCAUUAUAAAUACUUUAAAUCAAUUAAAUUAAUUAUAAGUUGAUUUUGUGCUCAACAUUCGUGUGGGUGUGGUGUAGGCGACUGCUUUAUAAGGUUAUUUUAUUAAAUAUUAUAAGCUCAACCAGGGUAAGUACGUAAAUAUGGGAUAAAUGCGUUUUCUUAAGAAUUAUAAAGAGAAGAGUUGUAUUGACGGUUGUAUCCGUGGCAAACUUUCGAAAGUGAGAUAGACUAAAUGCGUUCACAUUAAAAUUGCAUCUAUCCAUUUCCUUGUAAUUUUAGAAAAUGCCAAUUUAACCCAUAAGUCGUAAUUAUCCAAGUUGUCUAUAAUGGCGUCGAGCCAAUUUUGUAUUAAAAUGUUAGUAACGCAAACACGUUACAAUAUUUAAGCCAUUUAUACCUAUUUUGCGUGCAUCAGUCACGAUAUCAGAGACGAGUGAAUAAACACUGCUCUAAUCUCCAUACAAUGCUGCAUUCCUCUAAAGAGUGAAAAAAAGAUUAAGUAUAGAGAUAUCUGAUUAUCUUACAUUUUGUACGGAGACCGCUAGUUCAUAUCUGAUCUGAUCUUCAAAUUUGAUCUGAUCAUACUCGUCUCUGAAAAAUAGCGAUUAUAGUUAAUUACUUUCUUCAUUUCUUCGACUAUAAAGUCUACAUUGAAUCUACUUAUUUUUAUUAGUUAGCAUUUUGUAUAUUUUUACAAAUAUAUAGUUUUAAGAUUCCACAGUACUUACUUUACGAUAAACGUCAAAGAACGAAAAUAAGCCAUAUUUUAUAUUUAAGUAAGUAAUUUUAUAAAUCCAAGACAUUCAAUUUGAUGUAAUCUCUUACAUGUAUUGUACGAAUACGAAAUCAAUUGUAAAUAUUAUGAAUUGUAUAAAUAAAUUGAUUUUACGUG